AUGGCCCCAGACUGGAAGCUGCUCUACCUCUACGGAGGCGACAACCCCUGGGAUUCGAGUCUUUGGACCGAUUCCGACGACCGAGUGCGUGGCGGCAAGAGCCAGUCCUACUUGCACUGCGAGUCGCCGGAAAAGGCCAGGUUCUUUGGCAACCUGGAUAUCACGGCCCUGGGAGGAGCCGGCUUCGCAUCUCAGAGGACGCUCGGCACUCUUCACCUGGACCUGAGUCAAUAUGACGGGCUCGUCAUCAAAAUUCUGCAGAGUGACUCGAAGAAGUACACUCUCACCAUCAAAGACGAAAUCUUGCCACCCAGAGAGGAUGGACGAGACCAAAGCACUAUUAGCUGGGAGUACGACUUCGUCUCCGAGCCUGGUGAGGUCAAGAUCUCAUGGGAUGACUUGAAGCCUACCUACAGAGGCAGGCCCAAAUCCGACGCCAAACCCCUGGACGUGGCCAACAUCAAGAGAAUCAGCUUUAUGAUGCGAAGCUUCUUCGGCACCCAGGAGGGUGACUUUAGUUUGACCAUUGCACACCUGGCCGCCUUCAGUAACCGGCCCACGUCGUCCGACUCAGACGUGUCUUUCACGAAGGAUCAUGCUGUCGCACAUGCGCCAGCACUGGAACCAGCUACUCGGCCAUCGUGGCUUAGUUGGAUUUGCGGAUGGGCUAGAUGA
Messenger RNA from Colletotrichum spaethianum, 675 nucleotides. RefSeq lists its product as uncharacterized. Gene Ontology annotation, biological process: NADH dehydrogenase complex assembly. The coding region runs from base 1 to 675 and encodes 224 amino acids. Lineage: Eukaryota; Fungi; Ascomycota; Sordariomycetes; Glomerellales; Glomerellaceae. The transcript has 3 exons. The record is from RefSeq and is a predicted model, not a curated record.